AUGUGGGUCGGCUGUGUUUAGACUUGUCAUUUGUUUUUCUUUUGUUGAUUAUAUUUUCAAGCCAUCUUUGUCUGCUUCAAAAUGUGAUGAUGUAAAACCCCUGGUCCUUUUCCACGUGCGAUAGCUCAAGUGGGAGAGAUGCCAGCUUUCCCUGUGUUGAUGGUUCAGUAUAUAAAUGACACAACAGAAGUUCGUUAUUCUGACGGAUCAAGACUUGAGCUGUCCCCGUGUGGAUCAGUGUUCCAGUAUGAGGAGGCGAGGCCAGAGUCACGGCACCCUGUACAGGGAGUGGAUGUUAUUCAGCAGAGGUCUGCAUUUGUCACCAGCCAGUAUCGAGACAAACUCAUCGAGGCUCUAGACUUCCGAAAUCGUUUUGCGGAGCGACCCUAUAUUUGUCAGGAACUGUUCUCAAAGGAGGAUAUUGUGCAACUUUACUCCAACAUUGUUGAAGCAGCCUGGCCCAGUACUACAGAUGAUGCAGAAGUAUUACAAGAUGGCAGCAUACGGUUGACAUCACAGGAUGAGUUUGCUAGUCUCGUUUUCUCUCCUCACGGGCGAGAUUUCACUGUCUGCUACCUCUCCAAAACCAGCACCUGUCCUCCGUCUUCCCAGCUGGCAAUACCAAAACGGCAGCAUAGCAGUCCUGUGGAAACUCGAGUUAGACAUGUGUCAGCAGGGAGUAACUCUGGUGUUUCUGAUAAGUCAGAUGGCAGCUUUAAGUUACCAGGGAAACCAUCUAAAAGGAAAGGGAGCAGUAGGCGGAAACACAAAGGCUCUCAGUUUGGCAGCUUGACGGUAGAGCCUUCAGCGACAUCCGCUUUUGUGGCCAUUGUACCAGCGCAGCGCCCGCAUCAGCAUCGACGGCAGUCCAGUAAUCCUCGGUACUCAGACGGAGAAAGCAGCUCUCACUCUGUUCAGAGUUAUGAUUCGUUGACAUCGUCGAUAGAAGACGAGCUUUGCUCAAGCUAUCACGAUCUCAACAUCCAAGCUGCCUCAAAGUCCCGGCAAAAUCCCAGCGCUGCUACCUCAAGUGUUCUAAAAUCCCGUCCUCAAGGUCGCCGUGGUAACCAGGAGAACUUCUGUCCUCAUGUCUCCCCCGGUGUUAGUCCAAUUAGCAAAGAUCUCAGCCCGCUACACACAGGUACGGCAUGGUGCUCGAUAGAUGGCGGUGCUUCUGGAGAGAACCAAUCAAAAUGCAGACAGUAUUAUUGCUGGGUAACUCAGCAUGUGUCAUGUUCGGACUGCCCCCGAUACUGGGAGCACCCUGCCCGGCUUGUUCAGGAGAAGUGGCGAAAACUGCAAGCUCAGGCUGAUGAUUCAGAUCAUGAGAAAGAAACCAAUGGCAGUGACCCAUCCAGUCUAUCAUGUGGUCAAAGGGACACAAUCCAGAAUGAUGACAAAAGUCAAGUUUGCAUGUGUGAAUUACCUCCCCCUGUUGCACUGACCUGCCCUGGACAACACCUGCACUCCUGGUCACCAUCUACUGACAUAGACCUCAAGGGAAAGGUCAAAGUUGUCAUGUCCGAAGGGGUUAUUUAUAGACUUGUUGGCAGCUCUUCCUUACAUCAAGUGGAGAUUUACCCGGGAGAUAACUCUGUCCUCACAUCCCAGGGCCUCACAGGCCAUUUCUUCCUUCACAUCAUACCAAGGGCAGACAACCCAGCAGCGUACCUGGUGGAAGAGAAAACUUACUCUGUGAAAGUCCCUCCUCAGGAUUUCCCCGGGGAGGCGUACUCCCUGGCCAAGCUCAUCAGUAAAGGAGCGCAGUACUUAGCCACCUGUGACGUGGAUGUCCAGUUUAAAUCCCAUGCUGAAGUUUUCUGCUGGAAGUACAACCAGGAGAAAACUGCGCCUAACAUCUCUGAAGCACGGUCAACGGUGAAAUGUGAACAUAACAUUCCAGGCUUGGGCAAAUUCCUGGCUUAUACGAAUGGAAAGAUUAGAAUCGUAUUUGCUGACCGGACAGCCCUGGACAUGAUGUCAGAGAGCUGUAAGGAUGGAAGUCCUUCUGGUUCCUAUGGCGAUGGAGAUGGCUCACAGCCAAAGGUGACAUGUGACAGUGUUUACCGCAGCCAGAAGGCCCGGGUGUGGGGUGAAUUAAUCCCCGCCGGUCACUGCCGCCUCCUCCUGCCCUCGGGGCAGUACACCCUGGUCAAGCUUAGCAGCCCUGGUCCGUACAAAACGUGUGUGGAUUAUGCUCUGGAGUGGUGUGCCUGGUGUAAUACACCUGUCAGAGAUAGGACUCAGUUCUACGCCAAUGCCACCCUCCCCAACUCCUCCAGAGAUGUAUCUCCUGAUACCGAGUUAAGGAAAAUCAACUGCUUUAACUAUGUUGUGGAGAACACUGUUUUGAAACACCAGAGCCUUGGGGUGGGCCCCUCGGGAGAUGGUUGCCGUUUUGCUCCUCUUGACGGACUCUGCUACAGGACCUCAGAUGCCCCUUCAGUCACAACUUCCACAAACAGUUCCGACAACGAUCAGAUUAAGAGUUUUGAUGACGUACGCAGAGCCCUUCAGAAAACGUCCAGGGUUAUCAGUGAUAUCGAUUCCUUGUUGUCCGCACGCAAGUAAUUUCUUGAAGGAUUAAGAUAUUUGUAUAUGUUAACCGACCAAUAUUUUAGCUAGUUUCAGGGAAGUGUUUUAUGAAAAACAUUCUGUUUCAUUGCUGUGUUUUAAGUCUAGUUCUGUGUAGUGCUAGCACUUUCUGGCUGAUGAACGGUAGCAUUUUUUUGUGCGUAAAAGUGAAAGGUGCUUUACACUGACUGUGGCUUUUGGUGUGGAAUAGAAAACACAUGUUCACUGCUGGUAAGUCCUGGACAUGUGGAAAAUGGCAGUGUCUCAGUAUGAUAUUAAAUAACAAUUUCUGAUUUAUAUCUUGGUGAUGGCAUGGGCAAUUUUUCAUCUGAAUGAAUUCGAAACCUUUCUGCUUUUCUUGUGUUUUGAAAAUGGUUGCCAGAGUGCUUUUAUAUUUCGCCUGCUCUGAAAGUGACCUUAUUGUAUUUGCAUUUUUAAUCAUGAUUAGAGGGUAUGCAGACCUUUGGUUAAAAUAUCGCUGCCUUGGUGUAGGUAAAUGCCCCGGUUUGACUCUGGGAACAGAUUAUCUAAGUUGAAUUACUUAUUGAAUUAAUCAUGAUUAAAGGGCAUGCAGACCUUUGGUUAAAAUAUCGCUGCCUUGAUGUAAGUAAAUGCCCUGAUGGGACUCUGGGAACAGAUUAUCUAAGUUGAAUUACUUAUUGAAUUAAUCAUGAUU
Molecule: messenger RNA, 3250 nt
Organism: Liolophura sinensis
Lineage: Eukaryota; Metazoa; Mollusca; Polyplacophora; Chitonida; Chitonidae
Exons: 12
Coding region: 139-2571 (810 amino acids)
Source: RefSeq, a predicted model, not a curated record